AUUCGAAAGAAGGCUAUCAAAUCAAGCCAUCACACUUGGGAUUUAAGACCCAUGAACAGGUCAGCAACACACGUCGUGACAGAGUUUAUUCUCCUGGGAUUCCCUGGUUGCUGGAAGAUUCAGAUUUUCCUCUUCUCAUUGUUUUUGGUGAUUUAUGUCUUGACCUUGCUGGGAAAUGGAGCCAUCAUCUAUGCAGUGAGAUGCAACCCACGACUACACACCCCCAUGUACUUUCUGCUGGGAAACUUUGCCUUCCUUGAGAUCUGGUAUGUGUCCUCCACUGUUCCUAACAUGCUAGCCAACAUUCUCUCCACGACCAAGGCCAUCUCAUUUUCUGGGUGCUUCCUCCAGUUCUAUUUCUUCUUUUCACUGGGAACAACUGAAUGUCUCUUUCUGGCAGUAAUGGCUUAUGAUCGAUACCUGGCCAUCUGCCACCCACUGCAGUACCCCGUCAUCAUGACCAGAAGGUUCUGUGGUAAGCUGGUGUCUUUCUGUUGGCUCAUUGGAUUCCUUGGAUACCCAAUUCCCAUUUUCUUCAUCUCCCGACUCCCCUUCUGUGGUCCUAAUAUCAUUGAUCACUUCCUGUGUGACAUGGACCCAUUGAUGGCUCUAUCCUGUGCUCCAGCUCCCAUAACUGAGUGUAUUUUCUAUACUCAGAGCUCCCUUGUUCUCUUUUUCACUAGUAUAUACAUUCUUCGAUCCUAUAUCCUGUUGCUAAGAGCUGUUUUUCAGGUCCCUUCUGCAGCUGGUCGGAGAAAAGCCUUCUCUACCUGUGGUUCUCAUUUGGUUGUGGUAUCUCUUUUCUAUGGGACAGUCAUGGUAAUGUACGUAAGUCCUACAUAUGGCAUCCCAACUUUAUGGCAGAAGAUCCUCACACUGGUAUAUUCAGUAAUGACUCCUCUUUUUAAUCCUCUGAUCUAUAGUCUUCAUAAUAAGGACAUGAAACUCGCUCUGAGAAAUGUCCUGUUUGGAAUGAGAGUUCGUCAAAAUUCAUGAGCCAAAGAUGUGCCAUAUUUAUAAGUUCUAACGAAGAACAAGGUCGAGAUGUUGUCAGUUCUUUAGCAGUCUUUUAGUCCUCAGACUGAGAAGUUAGAGGUUGUAUAUUUUACCUGGAAGUAUGCCCAGCUGAAAUACGUUUUCAACACUGACUCUUUAAACCUUAAUUAACUGGUCAUCGACAUCCACUAAAAAGUUUCCAAGCCUGUCUUUAUUAGAAUGAUAAAAUGGAAUUGCUAUGUGAAAUGCCCUCCUGCUGUCAUGCCCCAUGGUUCACCAUUGUAUAACUUCUUACUCAUAGCAACAAGACAAUAAACCCAACUUUGUUCAACUGCAGGUAUGUUCCUAGGAGUCUUUGUCUGAUGGGAAUCAAUAGUAGCACAAUACCCAGCAAACAGUAAGGCCUCAAACAUGUUUGUUAAAUAUCUCUAUCUCAAUUUUUUUACUUACAACAAUAAUAUGUGAUUGUUGUAACAAACUCAAGCAAUUCAGAAGAAUUUCCAUCUUCACUCCCAUAUUCACCAACUUUCCUCUCUGCUCCUCAGAGUCAAUACAUCUAAAUCCCUCUCUCUGGUCCUCAACACCCUUCGUAAUACAUCCCCACCAAAUCUAUGUCAUUUGUUUUCCAUUUCUUCCCAACAUCAGCCCUCAGUUCUAGUCAGGCCAGUUACUUUAUUUAUUCCACUCUAUCAUCUUUUCACCUUUUCUUAGGCUCGCUCUUUCUU
Molecule: messenger RNA, 1721 nt
Organism: Chlorocebus sabaeus (green monkey)
Lineage: Eukaryota; Metazoa; Chordata; Mammalia; Primates; Cercopithecidae
Product: olfactory receptor 11H4
Biological process (GO): G protein-coupled receptor signaling pathway
Cellular component (GO): membrane
Molecular function (GO): olfactory receptor activity; G protein-coupled receptor activity
Source: RefSeq, a predicted model, not a curated record